This is a messenger RNA of Amoebophrya sp. A25, 339 nucleotides long. NCBI's taxonomy places the organism in Eukaryota, Dinophyceae, Syndiniales, Amoebophryaceae. The record is from the annotation of a GenBank genome assembly.
CACCGAGGUAGCGCCGCUGCUUGCUUGUUUUGUGUCUCACUCUUGUCUUCCUGCAUUUCGUGGGAGGGGCGUGUGAGUGUGCGGCGCUGUUGGGUUUGUCGUCUGUUCGGUGUUCUCCAUGUUGCCUUGUUCUGGGUUGUCUCGGUGUUUCCAGUGUGCGUGGGGUGUUGCUUGGGCCAGGUCACGUCGUGGGGCGGGUCCCCGCCUUAGGCAACUCCGGCGAGUGGGUCUGGGUCGUCGGCUUUUCGUCACCUGUGUUGUUUUCGUUUCUUUGCCUCGGUGGGCGCUUCUUGUGUGAUUCAGUGUUGGUUUUGUGUUGUUUGCUUGGAGGCAGGGGUG